Messenger RNA from Camellia sinensis, 1139 nucleotides. Lineage: Eukaryota; Viridiplantae; Streptophyta; Magnoliopsida; Ericales; Theaceae. The record is from RefSeq and is a predicted model, not a curated record.
UGCGCUCUUUUUUCCCCCUUCCAACCAAAAAUCCCCAAUCUAAAAAAUCCCUAAUAUUUUGAACCAAAAUCCCUAUCAAAAACUCUUAUUACGACUCUCUCUUUUUCUCUAUCUCUCUCUCAACUGUGAGUAGCAGUAGACGGCGAUGAGCAUCGAAUCAACGGCGUCGAGCGACAGCAGGGAGCAGUGUAAGACGACAUCGAGCAGUGUGCGACGACAAUGAGCAGCAAACGACGGCGGCGAGUGAUGACGACGGUACGACGUGUCUCUCUUCAACUUUCUCAGUCAGUCUUAAUCUUUGAACCAGGUGGUAUCCCAUUGCCAAUAUUUUCUGAGUGGUGGUUAGCCAAAGAAAAGUUCUCUACAAUUGAAGCAUUUAUUAUAUCUUCAUUUCCUGGAGCAAUAUGUCAAGGUUGCAAUGGGUUGAGCAUUAAAUAUCAGGUUGCACUUAGAGAUGCAAAACAAACAAAAGAUGGGGUAGAUGAGGAAAUUGCUUCCCUCUGGCCUGAACUUAAGCAUAUCACACUACAGGAGAAAGUUGUUCUUAAGCGGUGUUGGCUUGCACGUUAUUGGGGUUCAGCUGCACGAAAUGGUAUCUAUGCAGCUAUUGCAGUGUCAAAACAUGAGUACUGGUCAGCUUUAGCACCUCUUCAUUUUGAAGUUGUUGUUUCUGCAGGGAAAAAGGCUAAAGAGGCAUGCUGGGAUAAAGCUUAAUGUCAUUGUCUUUUCAUAGCAGCAAAUAUUAUGAUUCUUAUUAUUUGUUUGAUAAAGACUAUAUUUUCUUUAUUAUAUCAUUUCUUUUAAUCACAUUUGAAGCCUUUGUAUCUACAAUGCUGAGCAGGCGAUGAGAAUCUUGAGAGGAGCAAACUAGUUCAGGACUCGAACGAUCUUACUGGAGAAGGAAAUAUAAAGAGUGUGCUUUCAGUUGAAAUGGGCUUGAAGGAGCUUGCAUCAUUGAAGGUUUCCUUUUGAAGUAUAAGAUCAAAUUUUGUUUCACUUUCAUCCUUUAUUCUUAGUGCUCUUCAGUAAUUUUGGUUCUUCAAACCAGGCCACUUGCUUUUCAGUUGUGUUUAUGAUAUUAUAGUAUUUAUUUCUUGGAAUUGUCGUUAUACCUACUCACAUGUUCUGUGGUUGCUCUU